Aedes albopictus (Asian tiger mosquito) is the source of this 6467-nucleotide messenger RNA. RefSeq names its product formin-J. The coding region runs from base 1483 to 5673 and encodes 1396 amino acids. The transcript has 7 exons. The record is from RefSeq and is a predicted model, not a curated record. Lineage: Eukaryota; Metazoa; Arthropoda; Insecta; Diptera; Culicidae. Gene Ontology annotation, molecular function: protein binding.
UGGUGGCACGACAACCAGGCACAAACUCGACUCGAUCGCGAGAAGGAGAAAUCGAAAACUGCUCGAAUUCCACACAGCGAUGAUCAUCGUUGGAAACCAACCACGGCGCAGGUAGGACUUGUGCCUGCCCGGGCGCCGAUUCACCUUUAGUUCGAUUUCGAACCUUCAGGUGAACGGUUUGGUAAUACUGAGGUCUGACUGUCCCCGGUCUUUCGGUGAUCUACGCGCAUCAAGUAAACGCAAUUGCAAUACAACCUCUCUGUGCUGUGCUGUGCUGCUACUGAAGCUGGAGCGAUUCGGAUACCUACACACAUUGCGCGAGUGUGCGGAUUUUGGCUGUGCUCUGUGCGCGCGCGCAUAUCAAUGAGGAGAAAGGCUUUCGCGCACCCUGGAGCCUGUGUGAAUUAAAAUAAGUGAAAAGUUUGAAUUUCAUCCACGUGUGUCGCGUUAGUUGGCCGAUCGAGAAGUGCACGGCUGUGGUUGAGAAGAGCCGAAUUGGAUCAAGUGCAAUUCUUAUUCGCGUACCUUUGUGCUGUGUGGAUUUUGGAGUGGAAGUGUUUGCUGCAAGAAAGGGAUUUGCGGAGAAAUGCACUAUUGCUACCAGGAGUUCAUACCGAGUUGAAGCAUCGCAGCCGAAGAAGUUUGUAAACAAGUGAAAGAAAUUUUUGGGGCAAAGUGAUUCGAUCGAUCGACCGAUCAGAGAACGGAGUGCGCGGUGAUCGGAAGCAAAAUAAAAAACCGAGAAAACGAGUGGUUUAUUGGCAGAAUAACUGGAAUGCUUUGAAUGGUUUCGUAAUCGAAUGAGAUGCGAAUGAUAGAUUGAAGAAUACGUGGAAACAAGGUGGAAGCGAACAAGUGCGAAUUUUUGGUGCUUUUGGAUCUAAUCGACAGCAAUAACCGAAAGAAACAUAUACGGAAAACAGAGAGUGAAAAAAAAAAAAAAGAUCGCGAUCAACAAGUGGAAUAUGCGAAGCUGGAAAUAAUCGGCAAAUUCAAACGAGGAAUUUAACAAUUGAACCGAAGCAGAUAACAAAAAGUAUAUGUGAAUGGUAGUAAUCACCACGGGGCCAUUCUUCGAAACGCAACAACACAAGAGAAAGAGAAAGAUACGGAUAAUGGUUGCAUAACUUGAAACCGACAACCAAUACUCGUUUCAGGAAAGAAAAAAAAACUUGUAGAAAUUCGAAAGCACAGAAAAAUAAGUGAAAAAUACUAAAUUUGUUGUUGUGGACACAAAACAAAGAAACAAAAAAAAAAAAAAAAAAAAAAUAUAAAAAACGAAAAAGCGAAAAAAAAUAAAAUCCAUACGUGUCGAAGUGAAUUCCUGUUAUUUGAAAUUCGUGGAUCGGUUCGGCACAAAGAACCCGCAGAGGACUUCGUAGAAGCACGCGAAUUUGUUGUUUUUUUUUUUUUCAAUUUCGUGGGUCUUCAGAGAUCCCCCCCGCUGAGUGUGCUGUGGUGUAGAGGUAAUUCUUCUCAGAAAUGGAUAGCGGCGGUGACGACAUGGGGGUUUCUUCCUGCUACGGGGGAGGUGACAUUGCCGGUGCCAUCUUUGGAACGCUGUUUGCAAUCGUGCUGCUGGGCGCCCUCGCUUGGUGGCUCUGGAAGAAGGGCUACGUCCUGAAACAAAAAGCAGAUUCACAACUGGUCCCAGAAGACCCCGAGAGCAAGAAGGACGACUUCGCGUUCGAUAAUCCGGCCUUCAAAACCGGCGAUGGAGGAGCCCACAACGCCAGCAAAGUCAGCGGAUCCCCACUGGAUCCCAGUUGGACGUCGUCGUCGUCGGCGGCGGCGGCGUCGCCGGCAAACAAGCAGAACAGUCUGGACAAGCGGAAAACCGUGGACGACAGUUGCGUUCAGGCGGCCACUCCUCGGUUGGUUUCGCUGCGCGGUUCCGACUUCACCGGACUGGGGGUGGAAGUGUACGGCGGUCUCAAGGAGGGCAUUUUCGUGAGGAAAGUCAUGCCCCAGGGCCCGGCGGCUGGAUCCGUAAACCCAGGUGACAGAAUCACCAGCAUCACGAUCGAUUUCCGACAUAUCGUCCAGGAAGAUGCCAUGACCAUCCUGAGCUACGCAUCGCCGUACAACGUUCAGCUAGAGUGCGUAAGCGGCGAAAAGCUUCCCCAGACGCAAAGUCCCAAACCGGGACACCAGGCUCUGACCCAUCCCCUUGUGCGGUCCAGCAGUCAGUCCGACAUGAAUACGAUUGAACGCAACUCCCGCAAGGAUGGCAGCUCAACGCUCAAGAUGGAACAGCAGAGCCCCAGCACGCCGAACAAGGCACUUCCAACAGUUCACAAGGAGAACGAGAAAGAACCCAAGAAACACUCGUUCAAGCAACAGAUGAAGGAAAUGAUCGAGGAGAAGUUCCAAACCAAACAUGCCGACGUCGAACGUAAGGAAUCCAACGCCGGUGAAGGCAAGAAAGGACACAAGUUUGGAAUCCGCGUAUUCCCACCAUCCGUGAACGACAAACUGUUCGGCAAGAGCCCCACCAAAGUCCAGGCCGACAACGAGAACAACACCAACAUCGAAAAGAAGGAAUCCACCGAAAUCAAAGAGAAGUCUCCAUCGCCUCCGGUUGUGAAGAAACGCACAAAGGAGCUGAAGCCCGUUCCCGAUGUGAUCGUCGUUGAGUCCUCGACCACCACCACUUCCGCCAUGCCAGUCGAAUUCCAACGUCAGAACAGUCUGACCUCCAGUGGAAUCAAACGAGACGCCGAUGGAAUCCCCCAGGAAGUGCCCGGCUACAUAAUGCAGGCCGCCAACGCUGCCAAGGAUAACCGCAAAACCGCCACAGCCGCCGAGCUGGACAACAAACGCAAAGGCAAAGCUCCUCGACCACCGCAGAACGAAGCCAUGGAUAUGGACGAAAGUACCGCUACCAUGGACACCACGCUCAGCAUGGACAUGACCGAUGCCGUGAUGGAAAUCGAAGCCGAAGCUAAGGCCAAGUUCAACCUGAGCGAUCGGAUGAACUUUUCCGACAACUUUGCCGAAGAGGUGCUGAACUGUACGAUCGAGAGCGUCGCAGGGAUCGAUAAGUUCGAGGAGCAGGGACCCAGCAACAGCUCGACGCCCAAGUCGGACCGGAAGAAGUCCUCAAUGACGGAGAGCAUGACGCACGAUGAACACGACUCGGACACCGAGCAGUCACCAACGAGCAGCAACAAAAUCGAGCUGGAUUCCAGCGAUAUCACCGUACAUCAGAGCUCACCAAGCCCGACGAACAGCGAAGAGCCGAUGAUGGAUGACAGCAGCCGACGCACCGCCAGUCUUGGGGACCUCUCGAAGCUGGAAACGCAGAUUUCCAACCCAGGAGGCAGCAGCGCCACCAACACCCUGGAACGGGCCCAAAGUCUGGAGAUCACCGGCGAUGUUGUGACCGUGGCCGGAGCCGGUGCCGUCGUUGUCGGAGCUACGACUGUUGUGCCUUCACCGAAGAAACGUAAGGCAUCUAUUGAGGGGCAGAUUGAGAUGGACUCGAAGGAGCCGAAGAUGGCGAUGGGGGUCGAUGGGUUGAGCUCGUUGCAGCGGAACAAGUUGAAGGGAGCUUCCGCUUGGGGUAACUUGGAGGAUGCUAUUAAUUCGGGUGAGCUGUUGAACAGCUCUUCGGAAAGUGACGUAAGAGGUGGAUCUAUGGAAGAUGUGGUUGAACAGCAAGUUACAGUAAUUGAGAAUGGAUUGGAUAGCGUGAAGGAGAUUGCCAAGGGGCAGUUGAUGGAAAUCAACACUACGGUUAUCCAGAUGAUCAAUGAAGUAGUACCCAUGAAUGGUACUGUGGUCAGUACGGAGGAAGAACCGAUGACGGAAGAAGUUCAGAUGGAGAAGGUUGAGAUUGUGACAAUCAUGGAUAAGAUUGCUCCUGCGGUGAUUGUGGCCGAAGAAAGGAAGGUGGAGAUUAAAGAUAAUGAAAGAGAGCAUGUAUCGUUGACAACGAUCAAUUUGGACUACAACGGAGUUUAUCCGGUGGACAGUGAUGAGAACAGCAAUAAAACCGAUCAUGUCAAGAUUGCUAACUAUGAUACCAACAUCCCAGAUGAUGUAAAAGUUUCUCGAUAUCCUUUUGGAAGCUUGGAGCGUCCUAAGUCCGAUGUUCUGAAGAAGCUUCUGGGACAAAAGGAAGAAUUGGAAAAUACGCCAUCCGUGUUCAUAUCCGGUGACAAUGAUUCCAAUAAGAUAACGAUCGAAAACAACUACCACGACAUAGGUGAGCCGAUCAGUCUUACCCUGGUUAACAGCACUGAAGACAUUCCAGUUGAAAACGAUCAGACUGAGAGUAGCCAGGCAUCUCCGGUCUUCUCCAAUACCAAUGGAGUCAGUAGCAUCAACAUUUCUGCGUUGGACGUUGAUUUGGUUACUUCCUUGAACAGCAAGCCUUUCACCGUGGCCCCUAAAUUUUCACUGGAUAAUAUUGUAACGAUUUCGACUGAAUCAUCGCAGCCUUCGUCAAUCAUUUUGAUCGAUGACGAAAAGCUCGACUUCAGUUUGCAGACACUGGAUGACUUCGACGACAGCAUUGAGAACACCAUGGCUCCAGAACCGCAACUAAAUUUCUCUUCGGAAACAAACAAGACCGUCAUUGAAACUAAUCCACCUAUGCCCAUGGAAAAGCCACCAAAAACGCCAAACAGCUUUGUUACUGAGAUCACAGUAAAAACGCCCGAGGUAGAGCAAAACGUAAAGCCAGAAGAACCGCCCAAAGUGACCAAGAAACCUCCCAAGCCAGAGAAGCCAACCACUCCACCGUCGCGAAUUCCCGUCGAAAGAAGAAUGUCUAGCGAACACAGUUUCAUUCCACGAAAUACGGAAAUUAAGUUCUCCACUGCCACGUACGAUUCGGGCAAGAGCCCCGAAAAACGCCCACUCGGUAUAGACCAGAUCCGCUCGAACUUUGAACGCAGCAACUCCAAGCCCGACAUUCGCGCAUACGAACGAAGCAACUCCAAGACCGAAGUCCGUCCGUUUGAACGUAGCAACUCCAAAACCGAUGUCCGACCAUUCGAACGCACCAACUCCAAGCCCGAUGUACGUCCAUUCGAACGCAGCAACUCCAAAACCGAAAUUCCGGUUCGCAGCAAUUCCAAAACCGAUGUUCGGCCAUUUGAAAGAAGCAACUCGAAAACGGAAAUCCCCGUUCGCACGGUCGAACGAAGCAACUCGAAAACCGAAAUUCCCGUUCGCACAUUCGAAAGAAGCAACUCGAAAACCGAAAUUCCCGUUCGUACGUUCGAGAGGAGCAAUUCUAAAACCGAAAUUCCCGUACGCACAUUCGAAAGGAGUAACUCGAAAACCGAUGUUCGAUCGGUUCUAGAGCGCAGCAACUCCAAAACCGAAAUCCCUGUGCUAAUUCGGCGAACCUCAAUCCCAUCGAUCAACCUGAACAACUCCAGCAUCGUUCACGGCAGCCCUCAGCCCAUGACCAACGGCAACAGCAACGGAUCGAGCCCACCGGCCACCAAAGCGAGUCCAUCGCGAAUUCCAGUGUUCAACUCGGUCAGCAAGCUGAACAAUGGUCACGAGAGCCCACGAUCACCGCCUCCUCCGUUCGCAAACAACAACAAUAAUAACAACAGCAUCAACAACAAUCACAUCAACAAUAAGGUUUCAGUCAGCAUUACCUCAAUCAAGAACCAAUCGAAACAUCCGAGUGGCAAGUUUAACGGCAACUAAAACCCCAAAACAAUAGAGGAAGAGAGAAAGAGAACGAGCGAGUGUGAAUACUUUACAUUAACUGAUUUUCAAAUGGUGCAAUUGAGUGUAACAGGUGUCCACGAGAGCUUCCAAGCGAUUGGUUAGUGUCUAAGUCCCGAUGAUAUAUUAUCCCCUUGAAUCUAAUUCAGAGUGUAGUCGAAUGCUAACGCGCGAAUUGUCACCCUCAUUCUUGUUUACGAUCGGAGGCGCUUUCAAACGAAACCAACAUGGCGUCGGAAUCUAGUGGGCCAUGGAUUCGAUCGAAUUCGAUGUAAACAAGAAUGACGACGUGAAUCUUUAUAUGCUAGAAGUGUAAGGCAUACGUGUAAAAUGUAUAAUAACCAGAAAUUAUUUCAAGCGACCUUAGUACUGGCAAUGAAGUAGAAUACAGUGGAAAUGUUUGGCCAUAUUUACAGUUUAUUCCCAUUCUAUAUGUACUUGUAAAAUACUUAACUUUAGUGUUAGAAAGCGCCAACCAAGAGAGAACGCGCACCUAGUGAUAUAAGCAAGAAAAAGAACGAACAAUUGAAGUUUAAAUCAUGUUGUUAAUUAUUUGUUAAACAAAGCCGACGAAACAGAAAUUACCAUAUAUUUUUGGGGAUUCUCCGCGCAACGCAGAAUGCAACGAACAGGCGACUUGGUGGACCAAGUCGCAGCGGCUUCCAACCGGAGGACUAUAUUUCAGUAACCAAUACACGACCAUUAAAAGACAGAUGUUUAUAGGCGUAGGUAUUUUAUAUUUUUAGUAGAAAUAAAACUGAUUAAUAACCUAA